Molecule: messenger RNA, 1704 nt
Organism: Eruca vesicaria subsp. sativa (arugula)
Lineage: Eukaryota; Viridiplantae; Streptophyta; Magnoliopsida; Brassicales; Brassicaceae
Source: the annotation of a GenBank genome assembly
AUGAAAAGUGUUUUGAUUUUUCUAACUCAUCGCUUCUAUAUCCACAAAUUCAGACCAAACCCACAUCUUCUACUCCGAGUAAACUCUAUUUCCGACACUUCUUCUUCUUCUUACUCCUCUUCUCUAGUCUCUACAGAUCGAAAAAUCUCCACUUUCUGCACCAAAAGUAAGUUCCUAGAGAUAUCAUCUCGAAACUUGUGCACCCAUGUCGAGGAACCAUCAGUGCGGAAGGCAAAAAAAGAGCUUAAGGAAGCGUUCGAGGCGGCAGAGACCAAUGAUGAGAGGAUAAGUUUGCUCAAGGAGAUGGAGUCUUCUUCCUUGGAAGGCAAUGAGGUAGCUCUAUCUGCUUUGAUAAUAGGUAUCCAUCUCUACCGUGAAGGCGAGGAUCCUGAAAAGGUUUUGUAUUACGCUCAUAAGUCUCUUAGAGCAUUCAAUGUAGAUGAUAAUAAGCCUUCUUUGCUUGUUGCCAUGGCAAUGCAAUUGAUUGGAACUGCUAGCUAUGCCUUGAAUCUGUUAGGUGAUAGUGUAAGGUACCUUAACAGAGCAACUCAGAUUCUGGAGAAGUUGGUGGCAGAUAGUGAGGUUAAAGCGAUGUUAAAAACCGUCAAGAUGGUGAUUGAUAGUGUUGACAAUAGAAUGGGAGAGCAAGAGGAUGAUGUUGAGGAUUCUUUGAAUAGUUUGGAGACCAAAGAGAAGGAAGACAGCAAAGAGUUAGGUGUUGCAAAUAGAACUGUGGCAGAUGCUUUUGCUGUGGGUUUGAACUUUGAAGCAGCAUUGCCAUAUGCGUUGGAGGCGUUGGCUAUACAUAGAAAAGAGCUGGGGAACAUCUUAGCUGAGGUUGCACUGGAUAGACGACUUCUUGGUGUUAUCUACAAGGGGUUAAAGGAACAUGACAAGGCAAUCGAGCAGAAGCAAUUGUAUCAGAAGAUGUUGGAGAUGAACUUGGAGGUGCUUCGUGGGGAGAUAGAUGAUGCAAACAUGAAGGUUGCUUUGGGAAAAUACGAGGAAGAGAUCUCUAAUGGUGUUGUCAAACAGUAUAAGAAGGACAAUGAGAUUAGAUCUGUUGUCCUCAUAUCAAUGUCCAAGGCGUUGGUAAAGGAACACAAGUUUGCUGAUUCAAAGAAGUGUUUGGAGUUUUCUUGUAAUAUUCUUGAGAAGAAAGAAAAAACAUCUCCUGUAGAAGUUGUAGAGGCUUACUCUGAGAUAGCGUUGCAGUAUGAGUCGAUGAACGAGUUUGAAACAGCGGUUCUGUUGCUGGAGAAAACAUUGUGUAUUCUAGAGAAACUCUCUGAACACUGUAAAGGAAGUGUUUCCGCAAGGAUAGGGUGGUUGCUUUUGUUCUUGGGUCGAGUCUCUGAGGCGGUUGCUUAUUUGGAAAGUGCAGCCGAGAGGUUGAAGGAAAGUCUUGGUCCGAGACACUUUAGUGUUGGUUAUGUUUACAACAAUCUUGGGGCUGCAUUUAUAGAGCUCGAAAGACCUCAACACGCUGCUCAGAUGUUUGCAGCUGCUAAAGAUAUCAUCAUCAAUGGUCCAAACGAUGCAUGCCAGAGACCUUCUCAACUUAUACCAAAAAUUGCAGUGGAGUUUCAACAACUGGUGAUUAAUAACUGGGACAAACAUGGAGACAGCACAGAAGAUGAGCUUCAGAAAGUGAAAAGAUUUCUCGAGGAGUUACGUUUGAAAGCCGUUCACACUCUGAGAUAG